Callorhinchus milii (elephant shark) is the source of this 1824-nucleotide messenger RNA. RefSeq names its product unc-50 homolog (C. elegans) (gene unc50). Lineage: Eukaryota; Metazoa; Chordata; Chondrichthyes; Chimaeriformes; Callorhinchidae. Gene Ontology annotation, cellular component: Golgi membrane. The record is from RefSeq and is a predicted model, not a curated record. The coding region runs from base 105 to 884 and encodes 259 amino acids. The transcript has 6 exons.
ACGCGACGCGACGUGACGCACUCACGCACGCACGGGUUGGGGAGGAGAGAGAGGAAGACGUCGAGUUGACGGAAGGCGCCGUCGGCCGCCACCUACGUGCAAAAAUGCUACCAACAACAGCGUUCAGUGCCACGAAUCAUGGGAAUGGUGCGUUAAACUCCCGCGAUGCUGCCCGCCAUACAGCUGGAGCCAAGCGGUACAAGUACCUCCGACGACUUUUCCGCGUGAAGCAGAUGGAUUUUGAGUUUGCCAUGUGGCAGAUGUUUUAUCUGUUUACGUCGCCACAGAUGGUGUACAGAAACUUUCACUACAGGAAACAGACGAAGGAUCAGUGGGCCAGAGAUGACCCGGCCUUCCUGGUUUUGCUCAGUAUCUGGUUGUGUGUGUCCACUGUAGGGUUCGGCUUCGUGUUGGGAAUGGGGUUUUUUGAAACCAUAAAACUCCUUCUGUGGGUCGUCUUCAUCGACUGUGUAGGCGUUGGACUACUCAUAGCCACGUUCAUGUGGUUUGUUACCAACAGAUACCUGAUGAAACCACAAAGCAAAGAGUACGAUGUGGAGUGGGGCUAUGCCUUUGACAUCCAUCUGAACGCUUUCUAUCCACUUCUUGUCAUCUUGCAUUUUAUCCAGCUCUUCUUUGUAAACCAUAUUAUAAUCAAAGCCGGGUUCGUCGGUUACUUAGUUGGUAACUCAUUCUGGCUCAUUGGCAUUGGCUAUUACAUCUAUGUUACUUUUCUCGGAUACAGCGCACUGCCGUUUCUGAAGAACACGGUCGUCCUCCUGUAUCCAUUUGCACUCCUCGCUCUAUUAUACCUCUUGUCAUUGGGACUGGGGUGGAACUUCACCAAAGGACUGUGCUGGUUCUACAAGUACAGAGUUCAGUAGAAGCAGCUGGAAACCGCGCAGUAAAACAUUUCCUUAAUAUGUUUGCUUUGCUGGGCUUAGGAUGUGACGUCUCGGUGUUUGUAUAAGAUGUAAAUAGGUUCUGUAUAUACACAUCAAUUCUCCCACGGAUCCAGAGAUUUACGAGAUAAUUUCAGGCGUGGCAAGGAAAGCUUUGUUUUUAAUGGGUUUGGUGAAUUGUGGUGAAAUUCCCUUUUCUACAGUACAACCAGUGGGACCCUGAACCAAACACCCAGAUUGUAUUUUUUUAUAUUGCUCUCGAUCCUUUCAAAUGAAAUACAUUCCUUUAACAGUAAGACCCUGAACAAUUGGUCAAGAAAGAAAGCAUACCUUUCAAUAAAAAGCUUCCAUAACUUCCCCCCCCACCACUUUGUGCGCACUAAAAUUUUGAAUUAACAGUUGCUUUUUGUUUGUGAAGAAAGACUGCUGUAACACAGAACUGCGGAGAGAGGAAUUCUGCGCUAUGUGUGAGGAGACGCAGUGAGAGACAGAGAGAGCUGUAAGAGUGAGACCAGCUUUCUAAGAAUGAGAGGUACUGGGUUUCUGAGGGAAUAACGAUGUCUAAUCUUAUCAAUGUUUGAAGUGACGCAUUGCCUUAAGCUUGUUUGGUUUUUCUUCCCUUCACAUCCUUUUCACAAACAGCAGCAAUUCACGUCACUACACUUAAGACUCAACAAACGUAGGAAUUACUGAAUUCAACGAUGGAACAUGCCUCACUCUAAUGCGCACUGUACAGCAGCCAGUCAGCAUUUACAGCAGUGAAUCAAUCCUUUUUUUUUCCACCGUGGGUCUUGGAUGGAAAUAAAUGGAAAAAUGUUCUAGCCCAUUGGUUAUAUUGUCUGGUCUGUUGAAUCAUUUCGUUGGCUAACAACAAAAAAUUAUGCAUUUUUAAAGAAAAUAAACUAAGUGCUGAUGGAAGGAC